AUGGCGUCUUCCUCUUCUAUUGGAAGUAGUCAAGGAAGUCGAUCGAUGAGGAAAGGCUUAAGGUCAAAAUGCUUUUGUGGAGAUCCUGUUGGCAAAUGGACUUCAUGGAGUGAUAAAAAUCUUGAACGAAGACCCUCCAUUACCAAACCAGUGGUACAAAGACAUGUUGUUCGGUUUUUACCACAUGGAAAUGGAUUCAAUCAUGAUGGAUUUGAAGAUUUUGUGGAAGAAUAUGUAGAAGAACAUGUGGCAGAAGUAGCGGCGGAACCUGUGGCACAAGGUUUUCAUAUGGCACAUCAAGAUGGCUUAGCUGGUGUUAAUUUCAUGAUUGUGUUUUGGGUCUCAUUGUUUGCAGUUGUAUGGUAUAUGAUGAUGUAA
Molecule: messenger RNA, 378 nt
Organism: Lactuca saligna
Lineage: Eukaryota; Viridiplantae; Streptophyta; Magnoliopsida; Asterales; Asteraceae
Source: the annotation of a GenBank genome assembly